Molecule: messenger RNA, 4046 nt
Organism: Meleagris gallopavo (turkey)
Lineage: Eukaryota; Metazoa; Chordata; Aves; Galliformes; Phasianidae
Source: RefSeq, a predicted model, not a curated record
AUGGUGAGGUUCUGGAUCAGAUUGCCCAGAGAGAUGGUAGAUGUUCUGUCUGUGGAAGCAUUCAAGCAUUGUCAUCAUCAGGUUUCUCCAGCCAAUGGUCGAAACAGAUUGCCUACACCAUCUCCUGAGCCACCUCCCAGUAUUGUGAGGUUUGCACUGCCACCUGAGCACACAAAUAAUGGAUCAGAUUCCUCUGAUUCAGAGUACAGCUCUCAAACCACAGUGUCAGGCAUCAGUGAAGAGCUCCAUCAUUAUGAGGCCACCCAAAGCCCUGUAGUACCAGUCCAUCAAGUAGUAGUGGAAGCCACUGAGAAUCCUGUCUUUGCAAGAUCCACUGUGGUACAGCCAGAGUCAAGGCAUCAGUCAAGUCCCAGAUUGCAAUCAAAUCCAGAGGCCAGCACACAGCAAGUGUGGCGUCAGGGCAGACAACCCAAGCGGGAAGUAAGGGAAGGACUGCGACCACCUCCGUACCGCCCUCGCAGGGAUGCUUUUGAAAUUUCUACUGAAGGGCAUUCAGGACCUAGCAAUAAGGAUCGCUUGAGCCACAAGGCUCGUUCUCAUAACAUGAGAAGCCCAGCAUUUGGUGCCAUGGGUGUUUCAGGAUCAGCCUACUGCCAGCCUAUCACUACUGUGACUGCCUCAGCUUCAGUGACUGUUGCUGUCCACCCUGCUGUGCACAGCCACAACUCUCGCAGGGGGAGCUUUCCAUCCUGUGAACGACACCAUGAAGACAACCAUGGGAUGUUUGAGGACCCCCAUGUGCCUUUUAAUGUGCGGUGUGAAAGAAGAAAUUCUAAAGUAGAAGUUAUAGAGCUUCAGGAUGUCGAAUGUGAGGAGAGGACAGCUAGCAAAAGCUCAGAAUAAGGAUAGUAACUGAAGGAAGAGGAGGCCAAAGAUUGAAAACUGUAUUUCCAGAACUGCUUGAAGAGAACUGCUCGACAUUGUAGAAAAGGACAUGCUGCAUCAGGACAACAGUUUACCAUUACUGUAGCCUAUUGUAUUAUUUUGUUAAAUAUGUCUUUAAGUAUUUAAAAGAUGUACACAUAUGUAAUAUACAAGAAAACAAUGUAAAGUAGUGUAAUCUGGAGUCAUUUGGCUUCAAACAACAGAGUGGGGACAUUAUCAUUUGUGCUCUGUACUUAUUGUACAUUGAUCUCUGUGCCACAACUAAGCUUAAUCUAGUUAUAAAUUUCAGCAUAAGUUGCUGCUGCUUAAAUAUUGUAUAAUUUACUUGUAUAAUUCUAUGCAAAUAUUGCUUAUGUAAUAGGAUUUUUUUUUGUAAAGGUACAUGUCUGUUUAAAAUAUUUUAAAUCUGCAUAUCACAACCCUGUGGUAGUAUGAAAUGUUACCGUUAACUUUCAAACACGCUAUGCGUGGUAAUUUUUUUAAAUAAGCAGAUAUGAAGAAAAGCACGUUAAUCUUGGAUGCUUAAAUAGGUUUAGCUAUGUGCAGUUUUUGUUUUGCUGUAUGUAUUGAUGUGCGCAUCUGGAACUGUGCAUGCCUGCAUAUGUACGUUCCUGGUGUACCAUAGUUUCUCUUUCACUUUAUGAUGACCCUCAGUGGGCUUAUAAACCCACUGAUGCUGAUGUGAGUCUGUCUUUCCCUCUUAGCAGGCAGUAGUGAAAACUGCAUUGGUAUUUACUACCGUAUACCAUUGACUGCCAUCAUCAAAGGCCCAAGAUAAAAUGGAAGAGAAGACAGGGGCCAAGGUUUGGGAUUGUGGUUCCACUUCCUACACUAUGAAUGACUUGGUUCACAUGACUUUGGUCAAGUCAUGUAACUGCCCUGUGCCUCAGUUAGUGAUUCUGUAAAAUGGGUAUAAUUAUGCUUACCUACCUCCCAGAAGAGUUAUGAGGCUUAAUUACUGUUCAUGAAGUGCUUUGAUGUUUUUGUGAAAGGUAUCAGGUAAGUGCAAACAACUAUGAUCAUUAUUUUGUCAUUUCCAAAGGUGCUGGUAGUUACAGAAAUUCCAUGAACUUUAUCUUGAUGUUGAUACUGUUAACUAUGAGUGGCAUUAGAAGCUGAAUAAUGGAGUUGUCAGAUGGGUAGCCACAGCUCAGCUUUGUCCUUAUGGUAUUCAAAGCAGUAUCUUCUGUCACCUCGUUUUCAUGGCAGAAAGGAAGUUAAUAGUAAGCGAUAAAAAUCAAAUGGAAGAAUAAAAAAGUAUAUAAAAAUCUUCUGUUUUCACUUACUAAUAUAAAUUGCUUUCUUAUUGGGUCCAGGGCUGUAAUUAAUGACACACAAAGCCCGGGAUGUUCUUUUUUCUGUUGUUUAUAUUUUCCCAUGCUGCAUUGGCACUUUUUAAUUAAAACAGCUUAAUGGGGAUCUCUUUGCAAAACUAAUUUAGCUUUUUGUAUUAUUAUUUUUUAACUAAAGAUGGAUUGCUGCAGGUGAAGGGUCUGGAAAAAAACGCUACAGUAUGUGUUCUGGUUGGAAAGAAACUCUAAGAAUGGAGAACCUUAGUUUAAAACAUGAGAAGAAAAGUUUUUAUUUUCUCUGUCAUCCACCUUCUCCAUCUAUUUUUCUGCCCUUCUACGAGCAAUAGAAAUGCAAAUAUAUUUUCAGAGCCAAGUAAACAUGGCUAGCCUUCAGUUUCUGAACGCAGUACUGGUGAGGCUUUUCUGUAAGUGUGAACGGCAGCGGUUGAUUCUUGGAUGGGAAAGGGUAUUUCUCCAGUGACUUCAGGGAGUCUUUGCCCACAGACCUUCCUAGCGCAGCAAAUGGGGAUAACUAGAAUGCACAAGUUUCCAUGCCUUUUUGCUCACUUGAAAACACUUUGAUAUGAGGCACUUGUUUACAGAUCUCCAAUGUGAACGCUCGAAGAGCAGGUGAGAGCCUGGUAUUGUUCCCAUGAUACAUAAGCUACUGUUUCAGUGUACACUAAGGGUUAAUGUCGCAACUGCCUACUGGUCCAGUUCACUGUCUAGCCUGAAAAACCUUAAUGACAAAAAGAUGAGGGGCCCCAAUUUAGCACUAGCAGCUUAGUGACCUCAGAUCAUAAAAACUCUGCAACAAAACUGUAUGAUACUAAUUGGAAGCUACCUUCAACUGCCAAGUGUGUGUGUGCUCCUGUGUCGGAGGUCAGCAGGGCUCCCACUGACACCACUGUUGCCUGGCUGCAGGGCUGAAGCCUUGCUCCCUUCUCCUCCUUGGGGCAGUGGUGGCCAGGAACGGGCCAGGAGAGCACAGCGUCUCCACCUGCCCUGGCCUUUUCCUCCUCACACACACCUGUGCCUGAAUAGCUGCUGCCUCUGCACAAUGUGUGCCUUCUUUCCAACAUCAAUCACAUUGGCCAGGGUUGAACUCAGUGGCUGGCAACGUUUGUUUGAGUUUUGCUUUUUUAACUUUUUUAAUCAUGGGUGAUAUUUAUAUUUUUGUAUCAUAAGAAUGUUUUCUUACAGUAUUUGUCAUGCCAGUUUAUAACAAAUGAAAUGCAGGGAUUUUAUUUCUAUUGGAAACACUAUUACAGCUAUGUUUUUACUUUUUAAUGGAUUUUUAUUUGUAUAGAGUGCUUACUAAUGUUAAAUAGGAAAGAGUAUAUAACAUUUACAUUAAGAACUCUUCGUAGCUUUUAGUGUAAGGAGUUAAAAGGAAAAAAUAUUCAAACUGGGUCUCAUUGCCUGCCUGUUUUGGUAGGAGUGGGUUUGUGUCAUUUCAGUUACAAAGAUAAAAUUAUGCCAUAUAAUUUAUUUAUAUGAAAAUUUAUUUUUGUAGUGUACAUAGUAGUCAUCAAGUCUUUUGACAGAACUAUAUUUUUAAAGAGUUAUAUGUAAUGAUGAUACCAAUAUGUUUUGGAACACUGCUGAGAUGUGAUUACGGUGCACACUUUUCCUUGUAAACCCCCUAGCAGAAAAGAAAGUGUUUUAACAGUGUUAAGAGAGAGUGUGAAUAUUCAUACAAUUCUGAACUCCGUUUUAGUUACCAUUUGUGAUCUAGUGUGGUUCUCAUUUUAAAGUUUGAAUUGAAACUGUAAAACUCUCUAAAUAUUAAUGUUCAAACACUGAUAGAAAUUCUAACAUGAAUAAAAACUAUUAUAACUUACUGGU